Messenger RNA from Rosa chinensis, 1560 nucleotides. Its product is annotated as IAA-amino acid hydrolase ILR1. Gene Ontology annotation, cellular component: endoplasmic reticulum. Bases 33 to 1391 code for a protein of 452 amino acids. The transcript has 5 exons. Gene Ontology annotation, molecular function: IAA-Ala conjugate hydrolase activity. The record is from RefSeq and is a predicted model, not a curated record. NCBI's taxonomy places the organism in Eukaryota, Viridiplantae, Streptophyta, Magnoliopsida, Rosales, Rosaceae. Gene Ontology annotation, biological process: auxin metabolic process.
GACUUUUUGUUCUCAAGUCUGCAGCAACACUCAUGGUUUCCACUUUCACUUUCAGCUUAUUACUAGCUGCAACAGUGUGGUUUUACCAAUCUCAGGCUUCAGAGGAUGCUGAUUGUGGAUCAGAGCUCGAGUUCCUGACUUGGGAGUUGAGGAAAUCGGCAAGAGAGCCUGAGUUCUUUAAAUGGAUGAUAGGGUUGAGAAGAAGAAUCCAUCAGUAUCCAGAGUUGGGAUUUCAAGAGCAUAAGACGAGUGAACUCAUCAGGUCCGAGCUUGACUCCCUUGGAGUUAAGUACAAGUGGCCGGUGGCCAGGACUGGAGUGGUGGCUUCAAUUGGGACAGGGUCUAAACCAGUCUUUGCUCUUAGAGCUGACAUGGAUGCUCUCCCUCUCCAGGAACUAGUGGAGUGGGAGUACAAGAGCAAGAUUGAUGGAAAGAUGCAUGCUUGCGGUCACGAUUCACAUGUCGCAAUGCUACUAGGAGCAGCCAAAUUGCUUCAAGAAAAAAGAGAUAUAUUGAAGGGAACCGUGAAGCUAGUUUUCCAGCCUGGAGAAGAGGGUUAUGCUGGCGCUUACCAUAUGUUACAAGAUGGUGUUUUAGAUGAUAUUGAUGGCAUCUUUGCCCUGCAUGUUCAUCCACAUAUACCAACAGGUACUAUAGCUUCGAGGCCUGGUCAAAUAGUUGGUGGUGUAGGGCUCUUCAAAGCUACAAUACAAGGAAUAGGAGGUCAUGGGGCAGCGCCACAUAAGACCAGGGACCCGAUUGUUGCAGCAGCCUUUGCAACACUUGCUCUGCAACAGAUUGUGUCUCGAGAGAAAAAUCCUCUUGAACCUGGGGUGGUAACAGUAGGGUACAUACAGGGCGGUCAAGCAGAUAAUGUGAUCCCAGAGAGUGUGAAGCUUGGAGGAACCUACAGGAGCUUGACUUCAGAGGGCCUCUACUAUAUCCAAGAAAGGAUCAGAGAGGUCAUGGAGCAGCAAGCAGCUGUGCAUCGUUGUACUGCUGUGGUCGACUUCCUGGAGGAAAUACCCCUGCCUCAUCCACCAAUGGCUAAUGAUCAAGCGCUCUACGAACAUGUGAAGAAUGUUGGUCAGGUCCUUCUUGGGAAACCAAAUGUGCGGCUUCUGCCACUGGCCAUGGCUGCAGAGGAUUUCAGCUACUUUGCUGAGAAGACUGCUGCUGCAAUUUUUGUUAUUGGUACAGGGAAUGAGACUCUGAAAUCAGAUAAAGGAGCACACUCACCCUACUUUUUCAUUGACGAGGAGGCUCUUCCAUUGGGAGCAGCACUUCAUGCUGCAAUUGCAGUCUCAUACUUGGAUGACCAUGACUCAGUAGAGCAUGUCUCACUCUUCAAUUCUGGAGAUAAACAGUGCUUAGCAUAUGAAGUGGUGUAAAUCCCCUUGCAUUACCACAAUGGUGGCAUCAUCCCGCCCUGAUAAUAAUAGCAUCCUUGGAUAGCCAUGGCUCAGGACUUGGUUAAAAAUUGUUCUGUUUUCAUAUCGGCCAAUUUGUAGCUUUACUAUGGUGAAAGUAAACUACGUUUGUUAACUCUUUUGGGUAAAA